GCUACUUUGCAUCAUACUGUGGGGGCCCUCAAUGCUGGGCACUUGGCAAUUUCAAUCGGGGGCCCUAAUUGCAACAAUCCCGGACUAGCCGGACAAAUCUGUAUUCCUGCGUGAUCGAUUGGGUCAUUGCAACAUUGCUCAUUGAGGAUGGUGUGACGGGAUCAGGAUCGCUAUGAAUAAGGCCUCGUACUCUCUGUGACCGACCAUAUAUACCCAGCCUCGCCGAUCAAGUUCAGGAGGGGAACCGGCCACCUGAAUCAAAUAGAUCAUCAAUCGCCGUCGUUGCAAUCCUUCGGAGGCAGACACUCGGAGUUACCCGCUCAUCGUCGCAAGCAUGUCGUUGGCACACCGAGAAAAGGAUGACAUUGUUGCUCAGGAAGAAGCGUUCGAUGUCAAGCCCACCCUAUCGGCUGACGAGUACGCUCCGGUAGGACGAGAAAACCUUCACGAGAAGGUCGUUCCUAACGAUGAUUACUAUGGAGCGAAGCACUUCGACCCUUCCUUCACUUGGGACGCAGCCGAGGAGAAGAAGGUCCGGCUCAAGACCGACUUCAUGUUAUUGUCCGUAAUCUGUCUCAUGUUCUUUGGUCUGCAACUGGAUCGAGGAAACGUAUCCAACGCCUUGGCGGACAACCUCCUGAAAGACUUGAACCUAACACAGAACGACUACAAUAACGGAACAACGAUCCAGCUACUCGCCUUCCUGUCGUUCGAGUUCCCCUCGCAGAUUGUCUGCGCUCGAGUAGGAUUCAAGAGAUGGUUGCCGUUCUUGAUGAUGCUUUGGGGACUGGUCAGCCUCUUCCAAUGCUUCAUGACCAACCGAGCCGGUUUCUAUGUCACCCGACUGCUUAUCGGAGCCUGCGAAAGUGGAUUUAUUCCUGGAGCGGUCGUGAUGACGAGUCACUUCUAUACUUCCAAGGAGUUGGCAAUCCGUCUUUGUUGGUUCUGGUCGACCCUUAACGUCGCACGAGUAUGCUCGGCUCUCCUGGCGGCUGGAAUCUUGCAGAUGAGGGGGAUCGCUGGCAGGCCCGGUUGGUUCUGGCUCUUCGCGCUCGAAGGUGCUCUGACCUGCGUCAUUGCCAUUUUUGCCUACUGCUGGUUGCCUGAAAGCCCUACCAAGACCACUGGUGUCUUUUGGCGCAAGCCCUGGUUCACCGAGCGAGAAGAGAAGAUCAUGAUCAACAGGGUCCUCCGUGACGACCCCGCCAAGGGACUGACGGCUCUGCACAACAAGAUCAGCUUUGCCGACAUCAAGGACGCCCUCUCCGACAGGCAUCUGUGGCCCUUGAUCUUCCUUGGUCUGAUCGCCUAUAUCCCUCAGAGUCCCGUUCAAGGAUAUUUGACUUACAACCUGAAGCAGCUCGGAUUCUCGACUUUCAACAGGGUUCCUUCCGCUGCCCUGCAAAUCGUGACCAUGCUUGCCAUCUCGUGGUCGAGCAACCAUUUCAACGAACGACUCUACCACUGCAUGUUCGGAGAGUUCUGGGCCAUGCCUAUCUUGAUCGCUAUGAACACCUUGCCUGAUGGUGGAAGGGAAUGGGCGCGAUUCUCGAUGGUCACCCUGAUUGCCGGCUACCCUUACUUCCACCCCAUCCUCACGAGUACCAUCUCGGAGAAUAGUUUCUCUACGAAACGUCGUUCGAUGCAGAUCACUGGCUACAACGUCGUCGUCCAGAUCGGCUCGGUCGUGAGCUCGCAGAUCUACCGCAAGGACGAUGCUCCGUACUACCACCGUGGAAACAAGAUCCUGGUUUCUAUCUGCGGUCUUGCUCUGAUCACCUUCGCGAUCACCCGCUGGUACUUUGGAUACCUUAACAAUCAGAAGGAGAAGAUCUGGGGCGCGAUGACGGCGGAGGAAAAGUGGGCUUAUCAAGAGGAUAUCACCGCCCGUGAAAAGGAAGGUUCCAACAGGCUCGACUUUAGGUUGACCCGUUGAGCGCGCAGGGCGGCAAGGGGACUCGGGAUCACGAUCAGGACCCAGGUGCAAUUGACUUUCGGUUUGUUUGUUUUCGCUUAUUGUCCAUGAUCAAGGCUGUUCGCAGUGGAAUACGAAAUGUAAAAUAGUCAGGAUUGGUAAAUGGAAUGUAUGCUGUACUACUGGCUCGCUUGAGCUUCUGCCCAAGAGCCGAUGCAUGUCUGAUGAUACAAAUCACCGC
Molecule: messenger RNA, 2156 nt
Organism: Filobasidium floriforme
Lineage: Eukaryota; Fungi; Basidiomycota; Tremellomycetes; Filobasidiales; Filobasidiaceae
Product: major facilitator superfamily domain-containing protein
Exons: 19
Coding region: 335-1936 (533 amino acids)
Biological process (GO): transmembrane transport
Cellular component (GO): membrane
Molecular function (GO): transmembrane transporter activity
Source: RefSeq, a predicted model, not a curated record